This is a messenger RNA of Rhincodon typus (whale shark), 1220 nucleotides long. RefSeq lists its product as uncharacterized. Gene Ontology annotation, molecular function: peroxidase activity; organic acid binding; oxygen carrier activity. The transcript has 6 exons. Gene Ontology annotation, cellular component: hemoglobin complex; haptoglobin-hemoglobin complex; blood microparticle. The record is from RefSeq and is a predicted model, not a curated record. The coding region runs from base 112 to 996 and encodes 294 amino acids. NCBI's taxonomy places the organism in Eukaryota, Metazoa, Chordata, Chondrichthyes, Orectolobiformes, Rhincodontidae. Gene Ontology annotation, biological process: hydrogen peroxide catabolic process; oxygen transport.
GAUGGAGAGAGGAGGGUGGGUCAUGAAGAUAUACAAUAAAAAGAGACAAAAUCUGUCAGCAAACAGGUCGAAAUUGUUGAGUCAACUUGAAGAGCGACCAGAGCAGCAACCAUGUCUUUUGAAGAAUUCAGCAAGGAAGAGAAGAAAAUUGUACAUGACAUCGGCAAUUUGCUCCACGAAAAUGCAAAAGAUUAUGGUGCAGAAUCUUUGUCCAGGCUGUUUAUGAUUUAUCCUGGAAGCAAGACUUACUUUACCUACAAGGACUUUAGCAUUUCAAACCUGAAAACCCAUGGGGAAAAGGUCAUGAAUGCAUUGGCCAAAGCAGCAAAAGACGUGGAUAAUCUGAAGACGUCACUCUGCGAACUUGCUGAAUUCCAUGGGAAAAAGCUUUUGGUGGACCCUCAAAACUUCCUGGUUUUCUCCAAAUGUAUCCAAAUGACAUUGGCCAAUCACCUGGCCAGUUUCUCUUCUGCACACCAACUUGCUGUGGACAAAUUCCUCAAGGCCGUUUACGAGCAUCUGAGCUCUAGGUACCCACAGCUUUUUUGUGUAAGGGAAAGCAGUGACCUCUCAACAGACAAAAUGGUGCACUGGACUGACGCGGAGAGAAACGAAAUCGAAGGCCAAUGGAAGAAACUGGACAAGGUUACAAUUGUUCAUGAAAGCCUGGACAGGAUGUUCCAUGUCUUUCCUUGGACCAAACGUUAUUUCGAUAAACGGCCAAACUUUGUAGUUCAUGAACAUGCGAAAACAGUGUCAGAUGCUCUGACUACAGCUGUCAACCAUAUGGAUAAAGUUAAGGAGCAGUUUGCAGAACUCAGCAAGAAGCAUGCUGACGUUCUACACAUUGAUUCUGGAAGCUUCCAUUUGCUGACUGACUGCAUUCUCAUCUCAAUGGCCUGUCACAAAAAGACAGGCUUCAGUCCUGAGGUCCAAUGCACUUGGGAGAAAUUUUUUAAUGUGGUGGUUGAUGCCAUUUCGAAGCAGUACCAUUAAAUCCGCAAUGAAAGAAACCUUUCAUCUUCCAUCAAGAAAUGCAAUUCAUCAUUAUCAAAAGCUCUCAGCUCUUAAGGAAUUGUCUCACAGCUUAUGCUAAAAUAAAGCUGAUGAAUUUUUGAAAAUAAUGCUCCUUUCUGUAUCCUAAUUCUAAUGUAAUUUCUGAAACUAUCUCCAUGCGUUUUCCUCCCAUUGCUUAGAAAUCCAAUAAAGAAUCAAUAUUA